Molecule: messenger RNA, 2119 nt
Organism: Austrofundulus limnaeus
Lineage: Eukaryota; Metazoa; Chordata; Actinopteri; Cyprinodontiformes; Rivulidae
Product: ubiquitin carboxyl-terminal hydrolase 43
Biological process (GO): protein deubiquitination
Molecular function (GO): cysteine-type deubiquitinase activity
Source: RefSeq, a predicted model, not a curated record
ACGGGUCUGGAGUCAACCAGCUGGUACGAGGGGCCCAGGUCAGGAGUUUAAGCAUGAGAUCACCAGCUAAACUGAGCAAAGUUCUUCCACUGAGGUGGUCCUUUGGGUCCAAAGACCGCAUCAAACACUCAGUACCAACUCAGUCUGGAGAGCUGGUGGAGUACCUGGAGUCCGGACGCCGACCACGAUGCACCAAAGACCCCAUCAUCGCCCUGGUGGCCACUCCGCCUCUGAGGAACAGCCGGGGAAGAGUCCCUGAAGUGGGACAGGACUGCAGCUCGCCGAGCGGUAGUAGUCUCGGCUGUACAGACAGACUCGGCUCCGACACCUCCUAUUCCCCCAAAAUACCAGAGGGACAGAGCAGACCCAGUCUGGAGAGGAACCACAGCCAUGGAUCCGGUUCUGGCAGUCGCAUCAAAUUCAGAGACGACGAUUCUCUGAGGCAGGGAUCAUGUAAGAGACUGAGAACAGAUCAGGUCCGAGCUCUGGACCUCCAGCUGCAGAGAGGGGCCAUUCUAGGCGGUCACAUAAGCCACAGUGCUCCACCCAGCAGAGACUCCACACUGAAAAGAACCCAGGUCCAAACAGGUGGGACCUCCAGGGGCCAAAGGGACCUGUUGCAGAUAGGUGUUCAAACAGAAGACAGGAAGGAGCAGAGAGAAGAGGCUCAGAGCCAAGAUGGCCUCUUAUCAAUCCACAAGCCUGUUUUUGUGAAAAAAGAUGYUCCCGGAUCACCAGGUAGAGAACAAGACAGACGAAUGAACAGCCCCGGGCACCUGGGAAAACUGGCAAACAGUAGCUUAGCCAAGUUUUCCUUCUCCAACGGGACGCUUCCUGCCAUGCAACAAGAAAAUAAGCGAGGGUACGUCAUCCCCAGCUGUGACCCCCAGAACUGCAAAAGUCAGCUGGCCAAUGGGAGGGCUGGGAGCCAGGGGCCCGUCGACAUCAAGCGGGCUCACAGCUCCUGCAACAUCGAGACGAAGCUGGAUGUGACGUUUCGCAGGUGUGCCUCUCUGCAGAGGAACGGGGACGCUGCGCUUCCUCCGUCGCACCGGGUCCUGCUGUCCGACAAGACGGGCUGCUCCACUUUGCAGCGGACCAGAUACAGCACCACCUCCCUGGUGCCCAUGUGACAUCCCAGGGUGACCGCUGAACACAAGGACCUCUCCACUGGUUUCUAAGCACCACUCUGAGGUGACAGCACCCCCCCAGUCCCAGCAGCAGACAUCACUGGACAGACAAAAAAUAUAUAUAUAUUAUUUUCUUUCAUAGUACUAUUCUAAGUUCUUACCUGUGUGUGUCUUAAACUAAAUCUAUGCAGAGUUCUAAAAAGCGAGUGGAAAAGACUGCUGUUGUUUCUCUCACACCGUGUCCUCAUCAGGUCGUCUGUCGUUGUGUUCUGGUUUGUGUUGACGGGAGGCGAUUUGUUGAAUUUGCAUGUUCCACGUCGGGUCUUYCAUAAAACUAGCAUCUGUCUGGAAGACAGGAAGCUGCUCUCAGAUGCAGCAUGGAUGAGAUGUUCCUGUGGUCUGUGUGGGACAGAUAGUGGGCUCAGCUUCAACGCUGCAAAAAGUACUAACACUGGAUAGUAAGUUAACUGCUGUGUGAACCUUGGUUUCUUUUUUUUACUUUUUUUUAAUCAGAAUAAUAUAUCAUUAAUGCAUUUAUUUAAAAAUGUUUUAUAGAUGCCGGGAAUGAACUUUGAACAAAGACACUGUACCAACAUGAGUGAAAAUAAAAGAUUUUUUUAACUACUAGUAAGAAUCAAGGAGCUAAACUGCUGGGAGAGUAUUUGGACGUACAAACGAGGAUACGCGUCACGUGGACUUUUUGCACCAGAUUAAUGUAGAGCUUUGAAAACUCAUCUCUCAGCAACAUUAGAAACCAGCAGGUGUAAAUGGGCACACACUCAUGCACACCUGUCUCUAAUUGUUUCAUUUCAGCUCUCCACGUCCACGUAUGUUGGUGUCCGCUCAGUCUGAGGACGUCGUUGUUGAUAAAAACAAACACACACUUGCACAUAUCGUAUCUUGCUGUCUUUGCGGGACUUUGCAUUGACUUCCAUUCAUUUUUCAUUCAUUUCUAUAAACCUAGCCCUAUAGUUUUAUAUUCAAUUAAU